Messenger RNA from Miscanthus lutarioriparius, 669 nucleotides. The record is from the annotation of a GenBank genome assembly. Lineage: Eukaryota; Viridiplantae; Streptophyta; Magnoliopsida; Poales; Poaceae.
AUGGCAGCCACCACCAACACCAGGAAGGUAGCACUCGUGCUAACCCUACUGGCGCUCCUCCCACCGAGCAUCAUCGGUGCCCGCACCAGACCGUCGUCUCCGCACCAUAGCCAGGGCCACAAGCGCUCGCCGCCUCCCGCUUCUCCUCCGCCUCCGCCCCCGGCGCCCACCGCACCCGCGGCCGCCGCCGGACUCGUCCGCGCCACGUGCAACUCGACGGCCUACUACGACCUAUGCGUGUCCACGCUGGGCGCCGACCCGUCCAGCGCCACGGCCGACGUGCGAGGCCUCUCGUCCAUCGCGGUCUCCGCCGCCGCCGUGAACGCCUCGGGCGGCGCGGCCACGGCCGUCGCUCUGGCGACCGGCGGCAACACCACGACCACCGUCGACGGCACCACGCAGGCGCUGCUCCGCACGUGCGCGACGAAGUACGGCGAGGCCCGAGACGCGCUGUCGGCCGCCAGGGACUCCAUCGCGCAGGAGAACUACGACUACGCGUCCGUGCACGUCAGCGCCGCUGCCGAGUACCCGCAGGUGUGCAGGGUGUUGUUCCAGCGGCAGAGGCCUGGGGACUACCCGCCGGAGCUGGCGGCCAGGGAGGAGACUCUCCGACAGCUUUGCACCGUGGCGUUGGACAUCAUCACGCUCCUCUCCAACAACACCAACUGA